AUGUCUACAGAACAAGUUCUAACGUUGUUCGACUCCCUCUGGUUUGAAACUUCAAUUCUCACCAACAAAAACCCUUCAAAUUCUCACACAAAACUAGAAGAAUCUCUUCCUCAAAACACAAACAUCUUAGUUCAACCUCCAAAUCUAGAUGUUAGGUUCUAUAGUGAACAAAACUUGAGUUUCACAGGCUCGGCUUUCUCUGAUUCUCCAUCACCGAAUUCUGUCCUCACUUCAUCUAAGCUUCGAACAAUCCCUUCUGAGAGAGAAAUCACAAAAUUCUCAAAUGGGGCAAGCACGGAAAAGAAAGAUAUAAACAACAAGAAAAAACAGAGCAACACUCACAAUCAGAGAAGAAGGAGAAGGAAAAGUAGAAGUUUAUCAGAGCUUGAGUUUCAAGAACUAAAAGGGUUUAUGGAUUUGGGUUUUGUGUUUUCUGAGAAAGACAAAGAUUCAACACUGGCUUCAUUGAUACCUGGUUUACAAAGACUAGGAAAAGAAGAAGAUGAUGAAGAACAGAAGAAGAUUGUAUCUGAUGAGACGCCUUAUUUAUCUGAAGCUUGGGAUUUGGUAGACCUAAGGGGGAGAAGAAAUCCAUUGUUGAAUUGUAAGGUUCCUGAUAAGGGUAGUGAGAUUGAUAUGAAACAUAAUCUGAAAUACUGGGCUCAUACUGUUGCAUCCAUUGUUCGUUAG
Molecule: messenger RNA, 690 nt
Organism: Vicia faba (fava bean)
Lineage: Eukaryota; Viridiplantae; Streptophyta; Magnoliopsida; Fabales; Fabaceae
Source: the annotation of a GenBank genome assembly